AUGGACCGCCGCGCCGUGCAGCAAUGGCUGCGCGAAGUGUGUGGCCCGCGUGAGCGGAUUUACAUGGAUGUGGACCGUGUCAUGGAUACUUUCCCGGGGCUGUCUCCGCGCACGGAGGUGUACACCUACGACGACGGCCGCACGGCUCUCUUGCUGUGCGUUGGAGGCACGAUUCCUGUGUGUUACCACGGCGUUGUGUAUAAUAUACCCAUUCAUAUGUGGCUGCCGUAUGCGUACCCCACAGAGGCACCGAUCGUGUACGUGGUGCCGACGCAGGACAUGCUUGUCCGGCAGAGCGCGUCUGUUGAGCUGAGUGGGCGUGUGACGGUCGACAACUUGCGUGUGUGGGAGCGCAAGCCAGAGGGCGCCGAUAUUGUCGAGGCCGUGCAUGCGUGCCAGACUGCCUUUGCGCAGGUACCGCCCGUGUACGCAAAACAGGCGCCGAGCACGCAGCCGAGCACGCAGCCGAGCACGCCCAAGCCCCAACGUCCGCCCAAGCCAGGCUCCGUUGAUACACUCCGGACCGCGCCGCCAAGGCCCGAGCGCCCCGACCUUGUGCGUACGGCACCGGAAACGCACCGCGCAGUGACGCCGCCGCGUCCUCCGAAUCCAGAGCUUGUCGCAUUGCAUGCCACGGUGCAUGCGAAACUCACAGCGCGUCUGCGAGAGCUGCGCUCUUCGAUGACAAACGCCAAUGCACAGCUCCGGCUCCUGCAGGAGGAUUUGGCGCGCGGAAAACCUGCGAUCGAGGACGAGAUGCAGCGGCUGCACGCCGUCAAGGCUGUAUGCAUGACCAACGCGGAGCAACUGCGCGCGACCAUUGACGAGGCGCGCGAGCGCACUGCAGAGAUGGAGCAACGCCGCGACACGGACGUGGACGCGAUGCUGGUUGCGACGAGCAUUGUCGAGAACCAGCUGCUGCAGCUGGUCGCGGAGGAUCAGGCGAUCGAGGAUACCCUGUACCAGCUGUGCCGUGCUCUGCAUGCAGAGCACUUAUCGCUGGACCAUUUUAUCAAACACACCCGUAUGCUGGCAAGAGAGCAGUUUCUACGUCGCGCGCUCGUGCAAAAGAUUGUGCGCGGGAUUGGCUGGUAG
This is a messenger RNA of Malassezia vespertilionis, 1095 nucleotides long. RefSeq names its product suppressor protein stp22 of temperature-sensitive alpha-factor receptor and arginine permease (gene STP22). Gene Ontology annotation, cellular component: ESCRT I complex. The transcript has 3 exons. The record is from RefSeq and is a predicted model, not a curated record. Lineage: Eukaryota; Fungi; Basidiomycota; Malasseziomycetes; Malasseziales; Malasseziaceae. Bases 1 to 1095 code for a protein of 364 amino acids. Gene Ontology annotation, molecular function: ubiquitin binding. Gene Ontology annotation, biological process: endosome to lysosome transport; protein transport; protein modification process.